This is a messenger RNA of Rattus norvegicus (Norway rat), 3503 nucleotides long. It is a transcript of the gene Tbc1d22b, whose product is annotated as TBC1 domain family, member 22B. The coding region runs from base 36 to 1553 and encodes 505 amino acids. The record is from RefSeq and is marked provisional. Lineage: Eukaryota; Metazoa; Chordata; Mammalia; Rodentia; Muridae. Gene Ontology annotation, molecular function: 14-3-3 protein binding. The transcript is spliced from 13 exons.
GACCCACUGACCAGGCCUUCCCCCGGGCCAGAGCGAUGGCCGCCGAGAACAGCAAGCAGUUCUGGAAGAGGAGCGCCAAGCUGCCGGGGAGCAUUCAGCCCGUGUAUGGAGCCCAGCACCCUCCUCUGGACCCUCGGCUCACCAAAAACUUCAUCAAAGAACGGUCGAAAGUCAACUCAGUUCCUCUGAAGAACAAGAAGGCCUCCAGUUUCCACGAGUUUGCCCGGAAUACCAGUGACGCUUGGGACAUUGGCGAUGAUGAGGAAGAGGACCUUUCCUCACCGUCUCUCCAAACCCUGAACUCGAAAGUGGCUUUGGCCACUGCAGCCCAAGUCCUGGAAAACCACAGCAAGCUGAGGGUGAAACCGGAACGGUCGCAGUCGACAACAUCGGACGUCCCUGCCAACUACAAGGUCAUAAAGUCCAGCAGUGACGCCCAGCUGUCCCGAAAUUCCAGUGACACGUGCCUGAGGAACACACUCCACAAACAACAGUCUCUCCCUCUCCGGCCCAUCAUCCCCCUCGUCGCCCGGAUCUCAGACCAGAAUGCUUCUGGGGCCCCUCCAAUGACAGUCCGGGAGAAAACCCGCCUCGAAAAGUUCCGCCAGCUGCUUUCAAGCCACAACACUGACUUAGAUGAACUGAGGAAGUGGAGCUGGCCAGGCGUUCCCAGGGAAGUUCGACCAGUGACCUGGAGACUGCUGUCGGGCUAUCUCCCGGCAAACACCGAGCGGCGCAAGCUGACCCUGCAGCGGAAGCGGGAGGAGUACUUUGGCUUCAUUGAGCAGUAUUAUGACUCUCGGAAUGAAGAGCACCACCAGGACACCUACAGACAGAUUCACAUUGACAUUCCAAGGACGAACCCUCUCAUUCCCUUGUUCCAGCAGCCGCUCGUCCAGGAGAUCUUUGAACGAAUUCUCUUUAUUUGGGCCAUCCGACACCCUGCCAGUGGGUAUGUCCAGGGAAUUAAUGACCUGGUCACUCCGUUCUUUGUCGUCUUCCUCUCGGAAUACGUGGAAGAGGAUGUGGAGAACUUCGACGUGACCAACCUGUCUCAGGACAUGCUGCGGAGCAUUGAGGCCGACAGCUUCUGGUGCAUGAGCAAGCUCCUGGAUGGGAUCCAGGAUAAUUACACGUUUGCACAACCAGGGAUCCAGAAGAAGGUCAAAGCGCUGGAAGAGCUCGUCAGCCGGAUCGAUGAGCAGGUACACAGUCACUUCAGGAGGUAUGAGGUGGAGUACCUGCAGUUUGCCUUCCGGUGGAUGAACAACCUGCUGAUGCGGGAGCUUCCCCUGCGCUGCACCAUCCGCCUGUGGGAUACCUACCAGUCUGAGCCAGAAGGCUUCUCGCACUUCCAUCUCUACGUGUGCGCCGCCUUCUUGAUCAAGUGGAGGAAGGAGAUUUUGGAUGAGGAAGACUUUCAGGGCCUCCUCAUGCUGCUGCAGAACCUGCCUACGAUCCACUGGGGCAACGAGGAGAUCGGGCUGCUGCUGGCUGAGGCCUACAGACUCAAGUACAUGUUUGCGGACGCCCCCAACCACUACCGCCGAUAGGUGCUGUCUCUCCUGGGGACCCAGACUGCCCCCAUCUCUGAUGGCAAUUUCAUCACUGUGGCCACCGUGCAAGCCGUGGACCCCGGCCAGGAACCACUCCUGCUGUACAAAGCUCGCCCCCCCACCGCAGCCACCACCACCACCACCACCCAGGUCUUAACUUCCCAGCAUCCGUCACUUUGUCUCGGGAUGUCUAUCUGGGACCACUGUCAGUAUUCUGUGCCGUGUGGAUGGGCCGGGCUCUGGGAGAGGGCAGAGGGAAAGGGAGAGUUCUCUUUCCCUGGAAGACACUGGACAAAAGAAGGGGAGGCCCUGGGUCUGCCCCCCAUUGUCCAUCCUCACCUGCCAGCUCUGCCCAGGAACCAGCUGGUGAUGUUUUCUUUUACUUUCUUUUUUUAAACAAGGAAAACACACAUUUUCUAAUAUGCCCAAGGCAUAGGGUGUUAGGCUCUGUGCUGUUGCUUCUGUGACUCAGAUUGAUCUGGUCACUGGUCAGAGACACUUCGUUUUCAGAACACUCCCUGCUCUGCCUUUUUCCCCUCACUUCUCCUCCUCCUCCUGUCCCAGCUGAGCCAGUGACCCAGUGAGUGAGCCCUUCCUCCUCAGGCAGAGGAGAGCCGCGUUCAUCAUCCUGAGGAGAGGCCUGCACUCAAGGGCUGGGAAGUACGUUUGUCCUUUCCUCAUUGGUUAUCUGUUCCCGUGUGUGUGUGUGUGUGUGUGUGUGUGUGUGUGUGUGUGUGUGUGUGUGUGUGUGUGUUUGUGUAUAUGUGAGUGUGGGUAUGUAUAUGUGUGCAUGUGCGUGCGUGCACAUGACUGUUUGUGAGUGUGCUAGUGUGUGUGUACAAGCCCAUCAGCAUUUUGUCACAUGUCUGAAUUUGUGUCCAGACUAACCCAUCAGAACCGGUUGGGAAGGACCCCAAGGACCAAGCGUCUGAUGGUCCCUCUCAAGGGACCACAGCAGGGGAGGGAGAAAGGGGGUUGUUUUGUUCCGUUUUAACCACCUUUUUGAACCAUUUUUCCAGGGCGAAGCCCUCCAAGAUAUUAUGUAUAAAUUGUGUCAUUAUGUAUAUGGGUAAAGGUGUACAAAUCUAUGUCCUCUUUGCAGCAGAUAUGAUUUUAUAUUUAUAGCGUGCGUUGACAAGUGAAAGCAAGCUAGGCCUUUAGCACAGGUGGCUUAAGGGAGGGGUGGGGCCAGGUAGAGGUGGCUGGAGGGUGUGGCCAGCAGAUGGUCAUCAGUCAGUGUCUCCGCCUUCUUUCUCUUCCCUUACUCCCCACCCCUCCGCUGGCCUCUGAGGAAGAUCUGCUCUGUCAUCCGUUGCAGAGCUCCGCUUUCCUCACCCCUCUCCCCACCCCAGGAAGGACGAGUCAGAGGCCUCCCUCAGGUUUUGUGGCCCCAGCCUUGAUCUUCUCAAUGUAAGUCAGCACUGUGACAGAGCUGGCUGACAAGUCGGUGCCAAGAGAAGGGGUCCCUGUAUGUCCCCAAGGCCGGGAGCUCUUCCUGGAAAGUGGCAUUAAGUGUCCCCUACUACCACCAUCACACCCCGCAGCUCAGGAGAUGGAGGCCCCGGGCCAGAGUUUCCAUGUUUGGUGGUGGAGGAGGGGGAGGAUGGAAGCCAGGAGCCAUCGUCCCCUGGGGUGCCAGGCAGUGUUUCCAGGGUGACACCCCGAAGUUCACUUCCUGUGUCACUCCACCUCAGGCCACACCUCACCCCUGUGAGUUAGCUCCCUCAGCCAGGCUGUUUCUCAGGCGUUCUUCCCAUCCCCCACCUGCCCCCUGUGCCUCAGUAGCCUCCUCUUUCACAGGCGAGGACUCGAGACCCCCCCUCCAGCAGACUGAGUAAAGACAGACUUGUGUUCCCAAGUGGUGGUUUUAUUUUUUUAGUUUUAUGUUUGUAUGGGAAAUUGUGGAUAAAGUGAAUGGACUGUAAAUAAAUGGUGUUUCCUCCUCCA